Symbiodinium natans is the source of this 2343-nucleotide messenger RNA. Lineage: Eukaryota; Dinophyceae; Suessiales; Symbiodiniaceae. The record is from the annotation of a GenBank genome assembly.
AUGCUGCGCCGAGCAGCACCUAUCUCGCAAAGGCUCAUUGGUCGCCGAUUCGCCAGCAAUGCUGAGGUCACGAGAUCCUCAAAGUGGAGACGCAGGCUGCUACUGGCAACUGGAACUGUUGCGACCGCUGCCAUUGGUGUUGCCUCUUUCUCUUACAGCAGCGAGAAGAAGCGGCAGGAGUGCAUUCAUCUUGCAAGGACUGUGGACGAGAAGCCGGUACCUACACGAGCUGAUCAGAUCAAGCGAUUAGCAAGUGGCGAAGAAUUUGACAUCUUAGUGGUCGGCGGCGGUGCAACAGGUGCUGGCGUUGCUUUGGAGGCGCAACUAAGAGGACUGAAGGUGGCAUGUGUGGAGCAGGAAGACUUUGCGUCCGGAACCUCUUCCAAAUCCACGAAGCUCCUUUGGGCUGGUUCGCGGUACCUUGUGAAGGGCUUGGUGAAGCUUUUCUCGCCAUCUUCCUUGCUGAGUCCAAUGGCGGCAUGGAACGAGUUCACGGGAACAUGGCACAUGGUCUUGGGAUGCUUCCGUGAGAGGACGUACAUGCUGACCAUGAAUCCACACAUCACUAAUUGGAUUCCCAUUGCCGUUCCGCUCGACAAAUGGAUCAUUUGGCCGCCACCGUUUGAUUAUCCACCAGCUGCGCUUGGGCCGUGCACGGGUCUGUUCGUUGUCUUCUUCAAGUUCUACGACUUUCUGGGACAGUAUGUUGCGCCAAGCUCCUAUGUCAUGUCUUCAGAGAGAGCCAGAACAGACUUUCCACAAAUGGAUGGCAAGAGGAUGAAGUACGUAUCGGUGUUUUAUGAGGGCGAGCACAAUGACGCACGAACCAAUCUCUGCAUCGCUCUCACCGCGGCAAUGCAUGGGUCAUGCAUCACCAACUAUGCGAAGGUUGAGAAGAUACUCUUUGAUGCCAAUGGUGUCGCCGAGGGUGCAGAGGUGCUUGACAAGACCGAUCCUGCAGCCAAGCCCUUUACCGUCAAGGCCAAGAAGAUUGUCUACUGCGGUGGCCCCUUCACAGAUGGCCUGCGGCAGCUUAGCGAGGGGAAAGAUGUGAAGCCUAUGGUCAAUGCUUCUGGAGGUACGCACAUUGUUCUUCCGCCAUAUUAUUGCCCCCGCCACAUUGGUAUGGUCGAUAUGAUGACUUCCAGAGGUUCUUUUCUCUUCUUCCUUCCGUGGGAGGGCUACACGCUUGUCGGCACCACAGAUGUGAAGACCAUGCCUGACUUGCAUCACCAGGUGCCAGAGGACGAGAUACAGUACUUGAUAAAUGAAUGUGAGAAGUACUUGUCACCGAACUUGCAAGUGCGUCGACGAGAUGUAAUGUCGGCAUGGUAUGGCAUUCGCCCACUUUGCGGAGAUCCGAAUGCCAAAGAUCAAAGCUCUGCUUCUCGUGACCACGUUGUGUCGCACCAUCCCACGAACGGCAUAACUUUCGUUUCUGGUGGAAAGUGGACGACUUGGCGAGAGAUGGCAGAGGAUGGUGUUGACCAGGUUGUAGAGCGCCACCCGGAUCUGAAGAAGAAGGCCGGCCCUUCCAAGACCUUGGAGACACCACUGCUGGGAACAGGAAAGACGAAGGAGUUUCCGGAAGGAUAUCACGAGAACCUGGCCGUGCGGCUGUCGCAGAAAUACGAUGUGGCUUUCGACGUGGCCCAGCAUUUGGUGAGAAACUAUGGCACCAGAGCUGCGGAUGUUCUCUCAUGCGUCGAAGAAGGCCAAGUGAAGGGAUCAAGAUCUGGACUCUACAAGCACUAUCCCAGACUUUAUGAGGGCGCAGCAGCUACAACUGGCUACCCGUAUUUGGAGGCAGAGGUGCGAUAUGCAGUAAACCACGAGUAUGCAGUGACACCUGCGGAUGUUUUAGCUCGACGAACCCGCUUAGCUUUCCUCAACUCGACAGCAGCCCGCUUAUGCCUUCCGCGCGUUGUUCAGAUCAUGGCCGAGUGCUUGGGGUGGUCUGAUGCACGCACUCUAGAAGAGCAUGAGCAAGCCGAGCAGCUCCUAGCCCGUGACUUUGCCGGACCGGUGCCAAACAAGGUUGGAGCACUUCUUCGAACAGCAUGCACUGCAGACGUGAAGGAUGUGUUUGACAAGAUUGACGUCGAGAGAAAGGGCACCCUGACCAAAGCAGGAAUUGCCAAGGCAGCAGCUGAGCUCGGCUUCCCCCUGUCGCAAGCGGAGCUCCAGAAGGCGGUCAACGAAAUGGACACCGACAGGAAUGGCGAGGUGCACUUCCCGGAGUUUUUGGCAUGGUGGAACUCGUCUGAAAAGAGUCAGGAUGUGCACAAGAAAAUCUCCAUGGGCAGUCGGGCUGGUUCCAGGUGGAAAACAGUUGAAGAAUAG